Molecule: messenger RNA, 4364 nt
Organism: Choloepus didactylus (southern two-toed sloth)
Lineage: Eukaryota; Metazoa; Chordata; Mammalia; Pilosa; Megalonychidae
Gene: SEMA5B
Product: semaphorin 5B
Exons: 22
Coding region: 66-3419 (1117 amino acids)
Biological process (GO): axon guidance; neural crest cell migration; semaphorin-plexin signaling pathway
Molecular function (GO): semaphorin receptor binding; chemorepellent activity
Source: RefSeq, a predicted model, not a curated record
UGGGAGCUCUCAUUGAUGCGGCUGGGGUGGAGAAUUGUGAUCCAAGGUUCUGAUCAGAAGCAGGCAUGCUGACCAGGAGAGGUCUUCUCCCCAGCCUGCCUCCGGGAGCUAGGACUGCGGAGGGGCCCGCCAUGGUGGUCCCAGGACCCCCAACUUUUACCCUGUUGCUGCCCAGCCUCACCCUGCUGGCGUUACACCUCUCCAGCUCCCAGGACGCAUCCAGCGAGCCCAGCAGUGAGCAGCAGCUAUGCACCCUGAGGGAGCGCCCCGUCGUGGCCUUUGCAGAUCUAAAGCCGUGGGUCUCUAACUUCACCUACCCUGGAGCCCGAGAUUUCUCCCAGCUCGCUCUAGAUCCCUCCAGGAACCAGCUCAUCGUGGGAGCCAGGAACUACCUCUUCAGACUCAGCCUUGCCAAUGUCUCCCUCCUUCAGGCCACGGAGUGGGCCUCCAGCGAGGACACGCGCCGCUCCUGCCAAAGCAAAGGGAAGACUGAGGAGGAGUGUCAGAACUACGUGCGAGUCCUGAUUGUCGCUGGCCGGAAGGUGUUCAUAUGUGGGACCAAUGCCUUUUCCCCAGUGUGCUCCAGCAGACAGGUGGGGAACCUCAGCCGGAUCAUCGAGAAGAUCAAUGGCGUGGCCCGCUGCCCCUAUGACCCACGUCACAACUCCACAGCUGUCAUCUCCUCCCAGGGGGAGCUCUAUGCAGCCACGAUCAUUGACUUCUCAGGUCGGGACCCCGCCAUCUACCGUAGCCUGGGCAGUGGGCCGCCGCUUCGCACUGCCCAGUAUAACUCCAAGUGGCUCAAUGAGCCAAACUUCGUGGCAGCCUACGACAUUGGGCUGUUUGCGUACUUCUUCCUGCGGGAGAACGCGGUGGAGCAUGACUGCGGACGGACCGUGUAUUCUCGAGUGGCCCGCGUGUGCAAGAACGACGUGGGGGGACGCUUCCUGCUGGAGGACACGUGGACCACGUUCAUGAAGGCCCGGCUCAACUGCUCCCGCCCAGGCGAGGUCCCUUUCUACUACAACGAGCUGCAGAGCGCCUUUCACCUGCCUGAGCAGGACCUCAUCUAUGGGGUCUUCACCACCAACGUAAACAGCAUCGCUGCUUCUGCCGUCUGCGCCUUCAACCUCAGUGCCAUCUCCCAGGCUUUUAACGGCGCUUUUCGCUACCAGGAGAACCCCAGGGCUGCCUGGCUCCCCAUCGCCAACCCCAUCCCCAAUUUCCAGUGUGGCACCCUGCCCGAGGUGGGCCCCAAGGAGAACCUGAACCUGACGGAGCGCAGCCUGCAGGAUGCACAGCGCCUGUUCCUGAUGAGCGAGGCCGUGCAGCCGGUGACACCCGAGCCCUGCGUCACCCAGGACAGCGUGCGCUUCUCACACCUCGUGGUGGACCUCGUGCAGGCCAAGGAUACGCUGUACCACGUGCUCUACAUCGGCACCGAAUCGGGCACCAUUCUGAAGGCACUGUCCACGACGAGCCGCAGCCUGCGCGGCUGCUACUUGGAGGAGCUGCAUGUCCUGCCCCCCGGGCGCCAUGAGCCCCUGCGCAGCCUGCGGAUCCUGCACAGCGCCCGCGCGCUCUUCGUGGGCCUAAGCGACGGGGUGCUGAGGGUGCCACUCGAGAGAUGCACGGCCUACCGCAGCCAGGGGGCAUGCCUGGGGGCACGGGACCCCUACUGCGGCUGGGAUGGGAAGCAGCAACGUUGCAGCACGCUCGAGGACAGCUCCAACAUGAGCCUCUGGACCCAGAACAUCACAGUGUGUCCUGUACGGAAUAUGACACGAGAUGGAGGGUUUGGCCCAUGGUCACCAUGGCAACCAUGUGAGCACUUAGAUGGGGACAACUCAGGCUCUUGCCUGUGUCGGGCUCGAGCCUGUGACUCCCCCCAACCCCGCUGUGGGGGCCGCGACUGCCUGGGACCAGCCAUCCACAUCGCCAACUGCUCCAGAAACGGGGCAUGGACCCCGUGGUCGUCGUGGGCCCUGUGCAGCACGUCCUGUGGGAUCGGCUUCCAGGUCCGCCAGCGAAGUUGCAGCAACCCUGCUCCCCGCCACGGGGGCCGCAUCUGCGUGGGCAAGAGCCGCGAGGAGCGGUUCUGCAACGAAAACACUCCUUGCCCAGUGCCCAUCUUCUGGGCAUCCUGGGGCUCCUGGAGCAAAUGCAGCAACAACUGUGGGGGCGGCGUGCAAUCGCGGCGUCGGGCCUGCGAGAACGGCAACUCCUGCCCGGGCUGCGGCGUGGAGUUCAAGACGUGCAACCCCGACAGCUGCCCCGAAGUGCGGCGCAACACGCCGUGGACCCCGUGGCUGCCCGUGAACGUGACGCAGGGCGGGGCUCGGCAGGAGCAGCGCUUCCGAUUCACCUGCCGCGCGCCCCUGCCCGACCCCCACGGCCUGCAGUUUGGCAGGAGGAGGUCGGAGACGAGAACCUGCCCCGCGGACGGCUCAGGAGCCUGCGAUACCGAUGGCCUGGUGGAGGAUCUCCUGCGCAGCGGGAGCGCCUCCCCGCACACAGUGAGCGGGGGCUGGGCCGCCUGGGGCCCGUGGUCGUCCUGCUCUCGGGACUGCGAGCUGGGCUUCCGUGUCCGCAAGAGAACCUGCACGAACCCGGAGCCCCGCAAUGGGGGCCUGCCCUGCGUGGGCGACGUCGCCGAGUACCAGGACUGCAACCCCCAGACUUGCCCAGUGCGCGGUGCUUGGUCCUGCUGGACCCCAUGGUCCCUGUGCUCUGCGUCCUGUGGUGGGGGCCACUAUCAACGCACACGCUCCUGCACCAGCCCGGCACCCUCCCCUGGCGAGGACAUCUGCCUGGGGCUGCACACGGAGGAGGCUCUGUGCGCCACCCACGCCUGCCCAGAAGGCUGGUCGCCAUGGUCUGAGUGGAGUGUGUGCACCGAGGACGGAGCCCAGAGCCGCAGCCGGCACUGUGAGGAGCUCGUCCCAGGGCCCAGCUCCUGUCUGGGAAACAGCAGCCAGAGCCGCGCCUGCCCCUACAGUGAGAUUCCGGUGAUCCUGCCUGCCUCCAGCAUGGAGGAUGCCACUACCUGUGGAGGGUUCACUAUCAUCCACCUGGUGGCCACGGGUGUCUCCUGCUUCCUGGGCUCUGGGCUCCUGACCUUGGUGGUGUACCUAUCCUGCCAGCACUGCCAGCGCCAGUCCCAGGAGUCCACACUCGUCCAUCCUGCAACCCCCAACCACCUGCUCUAUAAGGGCGGGGGCACCCCCAAGAACGAGAAGUACACACCCAUGGAGUUUAAGACCCUGAACAAGAAUAACCUGAUCCCCGAUGACAGAGCCAGCUUCUACCCACUGCAGCAGACCAACGUGUACACGACCACCUACUACCCCAGCCCACUGAACAAACACAGCUUCCGGCCCGAGCCCUCACCUGGACAACGGUGUUUCCCCAACAGCUGAUACCACCAUCCUGGGGACUUGAGCUCAUUGCCUUCCCAAGGCACAGAGCAGUUGGAGAUGGGACAGUGGAGCCAGUUUGGUUUUUUUUCCCUCCGCACUAGGCCAAAAACUUGCUGCCUUACCUUAUGGGGGUCCCAUCUGGCUUCAAAGAGCCCCAGCUGGUGGUGACCAUGGGGGAGAGGGCUGGCUCCAGGCUGGCACCAAGUUGCAGCUCCAGCUCAGCCCAGGUCUCUCAUGGCCUCCUGUGACCCACCAUCAUGCAAACCUACUCCCCUGCCAUGUCUGGGCUGCACACCUCCUAGGCAUGUGGGGAAUUGGAGAGUGGAGCUGGCAGGAGGGCAGGCUCUUGAGGUUGGAGUUGGAAAUGACUUCCUGUGGCCACCACAAGCCAAGUCCGCAGCUUUCUGGCUGGCCCCAGGAAGGGCCUGGGCUACAUCCUGAUUAUCUCUGUGAAGGGAACCAAUCAAAUGGUCCCAGUUGCUCUGGAUUCUCUGCCCAGGGCUGGGCCAUUGUGGUGCUGCCCCAGUGUGACGUCGGGGAUCAAGGUCGGCCCCAGGUUGUCCACUCCUGCCAAGCAGUCUGCACUUUGCCCAGGGACAUCCCUCCAGUCAGAGGGAAUGAGCACUGGCAGCUGAUCUCUGCUGAGAAGGUCUUUAAUCUGGGCUCACAUCAGCAUCAGUCUUACCCUCUUCAGAAUGCACGAAAGAUGGCCCAGGAGAAAGGGAAGCUCAAAACUCUAGGAGGCAGGAGUCCGGUAUCCAUGCUUCUCUGGAGACUGCCUUCCAGUUGCUGCUCUACACAGUUGUUGGCUGAGACAUGCUUGGGAGUCUCUGCUGGCCCCUCAUCUGUUCAGGAACAUACACACACACAGUCAGAAUCUGCUACAGCACAAAAAAGGAGCUGGGCUGUGGCAUUAUUAAUUAAAGAUGAUAUCCAUUCUCCAAA